Molecule: messenger RNA, 1931 nt
Organism: Populus trichocarpa (black cottonwood)
Lineage: Eukaryota; Viridiplantae; Streptophyta; Magnoliopsida; Malpighiales; Salicaceae
Product: probable CoA ligase CCL9
Exons: 4
Coding region: 96-1664 (522 amino acids)
Biological process (GO): fatty acid metabolic process
Molecular function (GO): medium-chain fatty acid-CoA ligase activity
Source: RefSeq, a predicted model, not a curated record
CCCUCACCAUCAAACACGCUUUCUUUCAAUUAAAACAUUCACUUCUAAGUUAAAUUAAAUCAAUUUUUUGUUCCGUAUACACAAAGCUAAAGAAAAUGGAGUCCCUCACUUUGACUGCUUUGUUAAACAAAUCAGCCAAGGAUUUCCCAAAUCGUCGCGCUAUAUCACUCUCUGGCAGACUCGAUUUAACACACGCGCAAUUGCAACAGAUUGUCGAUCAUGCCGCCUCUCUACUUAUCUCCGCCGGCAUCAAUCCCGGUGAUGUCGUCGCUCUCACCUUCCCCAACACCAUCGAGUUUGUGGUCAUGUUUCUGGCUGUAAUUCGUUGCCGAGCCACAGCUGCGCCGUUAAACCAGGCUUACACAGCCGAGGAGUUCGAGUUUUACCUCUCCGACUCAGGAUCAAAACUCCUAAUCAUGCCACAAGAGCCAAUCCUACCGGCACUAACCGCGGCUUCUAAGCUCAAAAUCCCUCACGUGACAUCCACGCUUGACAUCCAAUCCAAAAGAGUAACUCUCUCAACCGAGUCAGAAUCAGUACCUGACGCUGUUGACGAUGUCGUCAACGACUCAUCUGACGUGGCUUUGUUCUUACACACUUCUGGCACCACGAGCCGGCCCAAAGGCGUUCCUUUGACUCAGCUGAAUUUGGCCUCUUCGGUUUUGAACAUAAAAUCGGUUUACAAACUCACCGAGUCUGACUCCACUGUCCUCGUGUUGCCGCUAUUUCACGUGCAUGGAUUAUUAGCUGGGUUAUUGAGCUCACUAGUGGCUGGAGCCGCCGUAGCUCUUCCAGCCGCCGGGAGAUUUUCUGCUUCAACAUUUUGGAAAGACAUGGUUUCAUAUAAUGCCACGUGGUACACUGCAGUCCCGACAAUUCAUCAAAUUAUUCUCGACCGCCAUGUCAGCAAGCCAGAGCCGGCUUACCCCAAGCUAAGGUUUAUCAGGAGCUGUAGCGCUUCUUUGGCGCCGGUUAUCAUGGAACGGCUAGAGGAGGCCUUUGGCGCACCGGUUUUGGAGGCUUAUGCAAUGACUGAGGCAGCUCAUUUAAUGGCUUCCAACCCGUUACCCGAAGAUGGCCCCCAUAAACCCGGGUCGGUCGGACGACCCAUUGGGCAGGAAAUGGCCAUUUUAAAUGAGAAUGGGGUGGUUCAACCGGUUGGAGUUAGUGGCGAGGUGUGUAUUAGAGGGCCUAAUGUGACCAAGGGUUAUGAGAAUAAUCCUGAAGGCAAUAAGGCUGCUUUUCAAUUCGGGUGGUUCCAUACAGGGGAUGUCGGUUUUCUUGAUGAGGAUGGAUUUUUGCACCUUGUCGGUCGGAUCAAGGAGCUUAUUAACCGUGGAGGGGAGAAGAUAUCACCAAUUGAAGUGGAUGCAGUACUUUUGUCUCAUCCUAACAUUGCUCAGGCUGUCGCCUUCGGAGUUCCGGAUGAAAAAUAUGGGGAAGAGAUAAAUUGUGCCAUAAUUCCAAGGAAAGGAUCGAACAUUGAUGAAGAUGAGGUGCUCAGCUUCUGCAAGAAAAAUCUUGCAACUUUCAAGGUUCCCAAGAAGGUAUUCAUCACUGAUUCACUCCCGAAAACCGCCACCGGAAAGAUUCAGCGUAGGCUUGUAGCGGAGCAUUUUCUUGCUCAAAUCUCCACCGCUAAAGUACCCAAGUUUGGAGCUUAAUUAAUCAGCUAUUCUUCAUUCUUUCAACGUUUUAAUUACUCAUAUGUUCAUAUUGGUUGAUUACAGCAGACAUGACACGAUUAGUUCUACUACCAUUUGUAUUGUCACACAAUGGUUUGCUAUUAAAUAUAGCACCCACGGAAAUUACUUUCUUAUGUAAUGUAUACAAAUAUUUAGCAAAACUUUUGCAGUUUAUUAUAUGCCAAUGUCAUGUUGGCAAGCUAAUGUCAACAUGUUACUAAUGACACCCCCAAAUUCAGAUUUAAA